AUGCUAUCACCAGGGGUGCUGCAGUGACAAUUCAGAAGGACUCAGUCUAUGCUCCCCAGUGGGAGCCACUGAUUGCCACCCGUUAGAAACGCUUAUGACUGAGGCCAUCCAGGCAACACAGGAGCUGGGUCCCCUAUUGCCUUUGAGUGUGUGCUUCCCUGCUUAGCGGUUAUACAACCUGCAUGGUGAACAGCUCGAGUGCCUUGUGGUCAGGAGCCCUGCUGGGAAAACACAACUUCUGAUUUAACCGCAACUACUGUUACAGCACAGUGUUUCUGCACGGGGCACCGUCAGAUCUCCACCCAGAAAAUGGGCACUUCCGGUGGACUGGGGAAGAGACCGGUCCAUCCGUGUCUGACUCAGUCAGACGCUAAAAUCUCAGGGUUUGGAACUUCAGUGUCUUAACUGAAAGGAUGGAUGGAGUGGGGACACAAACACAGGGAGUGAGCGCUGCUGUGCUGGGACCCACAUUUCCAGACCUGGCCAGAAACGUGAACCGGAACAUCAGCAGCCUUUCCGAAAUCUUCGUGGGCCGAGCCCUCGGCUACCUGGGCGGCUCUGUGGUUGGUGGGGUGCUUUUCGACUGCAUGAAUCAUUUUCUACUUUUGGGGCUGUCCCACCUGCUUACUGCGGCCGGUCUUUACCUCACUCCUUUCUGUAAAACAGCUGCCUUACUGACUGCCAUGAUGUCUAUUACCGGUGUCUCAUUUGGUGUUCUGGAUACAGGUGGGAACGUCCUCAUCUUGGACCUUUGGGGGGACAAAGGAGCCCCACAUAUGCAGGCCUUGCACUUCAGUUUCGCCUUGGGUGCCUUCCUGGCUCCCCUGCUGGCUAAAUUGGCCUGGGGUACCACAGCAUCUGCUCAGAACCACACAGAGCCUCAGUUAGACCGUUCAGCCUUGAACCGAUCCUUUGAAGCCGCCUCAGACUCUGUGUUGGCGGUACCUGACGACAUGAAUCUUCUGUGGGCGUACGCUUCCAUUGGAACCUAUGUUCUAGUACUUUCUGUCUUCCUGUUUGCUCCAUUCUUUAAAAAGAGGUCAAAGCAGAAAAAAUCCGCAGCGUCUGCUCAGGGAGCUCGAAGGGCUAAAUACCACAGGGCCCUGCUAUGCCUCCUCUUCCUCUUCUUCUUCUUCUACGUGGGAGCGGAGGUGACCUACGGCUCUUACGUAUUCUCCUUCGCCACCACCCACGUUGGCAUGGAAGAGAGCGAGGCAGCUGGCUUGAACUCCAUCUUCUGGGGGACCUUCGCAGCCUGCAGGGGCCUGGCCAUCUUCUUCGCAACGCUCUUACAGCCUGGGACCAUGAUGGUGUUGUGUAACAUUGGCAGCCUGGCCUCAUCUUUCUUUCUGGUGCUUUUUGACAAGAGCCCUCUUUGCCUCUGGAUCGCGUCUUCUGUGUAUGGAGCCUCAAUGGCUGCCACGUUUCCCAGCGGCAUCUCCUGGAUUGAGCAGUACACCACCUUAACUGGGAAAUCCGCUGCGUUCAUUCUGGUUGGUGCUGCCCUGGGACUAAUGGCGACUCCUGCAUUAUCUGGAAUUCUUCAGGGACACUAUCCCGAUCUGCCAGUAAUUCUGUACAUGUGUCUGGGCUCAGCAGUAUUAACAACUGUGUUAUUCCCUGUGAUGUAUAAAGUAGCCACCUUACCUCUGGAUCGAAAGCAGGAAAAAAGCAUCAACAGUGAGGGCCAGAAAAUAUUACUUUCUAGCUCUAGGCUAAUCAAGGAAGCUAAAUGAAAGAGGAAGGGGAAAGGUGUGAAAGCACGUGCGCGCGUGUGUGCGCAUGCACGCGCACGAGUAAUGGUUUUGCGGUGGUUAAAAUGAAGAAUGGGACAUUCUCUAAUAAAAAUACAAUAGAAAUGCCUUUAUAUAACCCAUAGCUGAGGUCUCUAAGCAACUCUCCUGAAAUAUUCUGCAGCCAGGGUCUUCUCCAGCUGACAGGGAGCACGCAGUCAUGAGGCACCAGGUCUCCUGAGACCCCUUACACUGCCCUCAUUGAAGUUAUCUCUCAGCCCAUGAUUCUAGGAAAGAAAAGUAUUUCUAAAAUAAAAUCCACGACUUCCAGAGAUCCUGUAAGACAGCUCUGAGAGAUCAAUGUAACUGCCAGCACCUUCUUCAUUUCCAUGAAGUGAGACACAGAACAGAAAUAGUUUUAAACGUAUGCUCCUGGGGCUGGUGAGAUGGCUUAGUGGUUAAGAGCACUGACUGCUCUUCCAAAGGUCCUGAGUUCAAAUCCCAGCAACCACAUGGUGGCUCACAACCAUCUGUAAUGAGAUCUGAUGCCUUCUUCUGGUGUGUCUGAAGACAGCGACAGUGUACUCAUAUACAUCAAAUAAAUAAUAUUUAAAAAAAGAAUAUGCUCCUAUGUGAACAUGGGCCUGUCUAAUAUAUUUAAUAACACACUUUAGUUCUAAUUUUCUGAGAUUAAAGCCAGAUUUCACCAAUCCUAACUAUAAAAUUGUGAUAUUCCUUACAAUAAAUGGUUGUUCAACAUUG
Molecule: messenger RNA, 2495 nt
Organism: Rattus norvegicus (Norway rat)
Lineage: Eukaryota; Metazoa; Chordata; Mammalia; Rodentia; Muridae
Source: RefSeq, a predicted model, not a curated record